GCUCGUCGACUGGGAUAUUACGAAUAUUCGAAGCAGAGAAGCUCCUUGAGCUUCACACGAACAAACAAACCAUCCUGCGCUAGACCUCGGUCGUUCUUCUCGCCCCGACCUAAAUAUCUCCACCGUCCUCAGUGUAUUUGUCUCUACGAACCGGUCAAUCAAACCACACACCAUGGCGCCGAAGCGCAUCGCACGCGAGGGCACGCCCACUGCAGCGACAGCACCAGCAGUUGCUUCCACGCCCAGCAAGAUCACCGUCAAGCCGUCCUCCGGGGCGCAGAGCUGGGAUCAAGUCAUCAUGAGCGUCUACAACUACUAUCAGAGCCAGACGCCGCAGCGAACCAAACUCAUUGACGUCUUCAUGGCGUUCCUAGUCCUGGCCGGUGGUGUCCAAUUCCUCUACUGCAUCCUGGGUGGAAACUAUCCCUUCAACUCCUUCCUCUCUGGCUUUGGUGCCACUGUUGGCCAGUUCGUGUUGACGGCCUCACUACGGAUACAAACCACAGAAGCGAACAAGGCGGACUUUCCGUCGGUGUCACAAGAGAGGGCCUUUGCCGACUAUGUUGUGUGCAGCUUGAUCCUGCACUUUUUUUGCAUCAACUUUAUCAACUAGGAGGGCAAAAAAGGCCGGCGCGGAUGUCACACGGUACAGGGGGGGCGAGAAUAAGGAGAAUAAGACACCCGAGGCCAUCGCCUUGGCUCUGGACAGGUCUAGGUCGCUACAUAAUAACACAUAAAUCACGCGCUGGCCCAUCUAGAAGGACAGUUCGAUUAUGGAAAAGACGAAGCAGUCUUCUUCCCUCAUUGCUCGAGCGACGGCUGUUCUGUCGUGGAAGCCGCUGAUGCGGCCCUCGGGGGCCCUCC
Messenger RNA from Sodiomyces alkalinus F11, 864 nucleotides. RefSeq names its product defender against cell death 1 protein. The record is from RefSeq and is a predicted model, not a curated record. Gene Ontology annotation, cellular component: oligosaccharyltransferase complex; membrane. Lineage: Eukaryota; Fungi; Ascomycota; Sordariomycetes; Glomerellales; Plectosphaerellaceae. Bases 173 to 613 code for a protein of 146 amino acids. The transcript is spliced from 4 exons. Gene Ontology annotation, biological process: protein N-linked glycosylation.